Molecule: messenger RNA, 3837 nt
Organism: Dentiscutata erythropus
Lineage: Eukaryota; Fungi; Glomeromycota; Glomeromycetes; Diversisporales; Gigasporaceae
Source: the annotation of a GenBank genome assembly
AUGUCCACACAACAAUCACGAUCUGAAGGGCAUCGUAUCAGUGCUCCAGAUGGUACUAAUAGUCUUGGUAGUACUGAAGCCACUAUUAAACAAUUAAGAUCGCAGAACGAUCAACUGUGGAAAAUAAUAGAGAAACAAAAAACUGUAAUAACCAAUCUACAAAAGGACAAUCAAAAGUUGGCCCAUGAAAGAGAUAGGCUUCUUUUAAAAAUUAGAGACAUUGACGCUUUUGAACGUCCUGAGGAGAAUAAUGUUAAAGGUGGUAAUGAAACCAAAGUAAUCGCGGACAAUAUUAAUGAUAAUACAUCGACUUCAGAUGCAAUUAGAAUACGAACCAAUACACCACCACCACCUACAUCGCGUCUAUCAAAAUCGUUUCUUCAAUCACAGAAACAGCAGCUAGAAACGGAGCUGCUAACACGAAGCUCCCAAUCACAACACCAAGAUUCUGAAACUUUAAUAAUACCUGAAACUUCUGCACCUUCAAGUCUGAGUGUUUCUAAUGAAUCGAAUUCACGUAAUCUUCCACCUGUAGUUGUUCAUGAGCCUUCUCCUGAAAGAUCAAACUUUGAGCAUGAAAAGGAUUCGGAAACCCAACUUGACGAGGCAUCAUCACGAGAUAAUAGUAACAUUGUUACCUUAAAUUUAGUAAAUGAAUUCAACUCUCAACAAUCUUUACCAGACAGCAACCCUUCAGGUUCAUCUUCCAUAGAUACGCAAACCUUGCCUUCGCCACUCAACUUAGAUCAAAGUUUACAAAAUUCCAAGCUACAACAAAAUCCACCACCUUCACCAUCAAUGUCAACUAAAUCUUCAGAAUCUGAAAGUUUAAGCAGUGGAAGUUGCAGUCGACAUAGACGUCAUAGCACAACGCAAACUAUUGAUACUGAAUUAGAUAUUUUAGAAGAUGCUGAUACUCAUAUCCAAUUUCCUCAGCUUUCUUUGAAGGAUUCCUCUCCAAGACCUUCGAGUCAAUAUAUUAAUAUUCAAGGUCCAGAAGCCGAUGAGAUUUCUACUCAAAAUCUUAAAAAAGUUCCUGAACCUUUAGGAUUGACACAUCCAGUAUCACAAAAGUUAGGAACAUCCCAACGUUCUCCUGGUUUGCCAUCCUCCCCUAAGGCUUAUAUUUAUAACAAUGAUGAACAGUUAAAUGAUGCAAAUGCGUCUUCAAGAAAUUUUAUAGUUAAUCAAGAUAAUAUGAACUAUAAUAAAUAUUCGCAAAGUGUUAGUCACAAUCAAGCUGUAGAGAGAUCACAACCAUUUAGGUCACAUUCAUUACCUACUGGUGAUCAUGAAAAGCCUGAAGAUGAAAGGUCCUGGAGAGAUUCUCAAACCAGUACCAGUGAAUCUUUAGAUAUUGGUAUGAAAGAUAGAUCACUGAGAGCAAGUAGAUCGUUUAGUCAUGUUCCCACAGGACCGCGAUCUCGUAUAUCAAUGAUGCCACCUCCUCACGGAGAAUAUCCAGAAUUCCGAAAUCUUAAUCCGAAUAAUAUAUCUUUACCUAACCAGGGACAAAUUGAUAAUCCCUCAGCAAAUCCAUCACAAGGACAGCAGUUGCAAUCUUUUCAGUCACCAUCUCCUUUAUCACAACAAUCACAAAUACCGCCACGUUCAGAAGCACCUACACCUUCGAUUACUUCAGAUGGUAUAUCUGGGAUAGCUGUAAAGGUUAUUGGCAGCAAUAAAAAAACCAAUGACAAGGGAAAGGAAGUGUUGGCAUUCAUUAUUUCUGUUGGACAGGCAAGAGUAGUUGAUGGAUGCAUUGUUGGAAUGGAAAAGGAACUGUGGAGGUUAAAGCAACGACAUAGCAAGAGCACGAUAAACAAAAUUGGUAAAUUACCGGAUAAAAAUUUAUUUCAUAACAAUGCACCCAGCAAAGUUGACGCGCGAAAGACUGCCCUUGAACAAUAUCUUCAACAUAUCAUAUCCCUGCCCUUAAGAGAUACUAAAGAUUCUAACGAUUUAUGCAAAUUUUUAAGCACAAACGUUAUUGAACAAGAUGAUAAAGAUUCUCAGCAACCUGGAUAUAAAGAAGGCUACCUUACUAAGAAAGGAAAGAGUUUUGGUGGAUGGAAAUCAAGAUAUUUCGUAUUGAAAUCACCGGUUUUAGAAUAUUAUGAAAGCAAAGAUGGCAGUCAUCUUGGAUCGAUUCGUUUAACACACGCACAAAUUGGUCGACAACAAACUUCAAAUGACACGGAUAAAGAUAAUGAAAAUUCUUAUCGUCAUGCAUUCUUGAUUCUGGAACCAAAACCUGGAUCGAAACAGCAAAAUACACGUCAUGUAUUAUGUGCGGAGAGCGAUGCAGAAAGGGAUGAAUGGGUAGAAGCCUUACUGCAAUAUGUUGGAAUAUCACAAAAUGGCCAAUGGAAUGCACAACCGAUGUUAGGGGUUUCAAUUAGUCAGGCUCAAAAGCGUUCCAGCAUGUUGGAGGAAAUUGAACGUAUAAGGAAAUAUAAUGGAACACCAGAACCUAGAGAUGUUUCACCUUCGUCCUCGCAAGUUGUUGCGGUUGUUAGCAGUAAUAAUUCAUCUCUAGGACAAUCAAGUACUAGGCGCGACCGACCACAUGACGAUCAAAUUGCUGAAAAAAGAAAAAAUUCGCGCAAGACAUUCUUCGGUAACAUGUUUGGUAGUAGAGACGAUAAAAAAAGAAAUAAUGACAUACGACCCGAUGUCUCAAAAGUAGUUUUUGGUAUUCCUUUGGAUCAGGCAAUUGCAGUCGCACGCAUAAAAGAAGGGUAUGAACUUCCUGCUGUCGUUUAUAGAUGUAUAGAAUAUCUAGAUGCAUAUGAUGCAGAUAAAGAAGAAGGUAUUUACCGUCUCAGCGGUGCAGCUAUGACGUUAAAACACUUAAAAGAUAGAUUCAACACUGAAGGUGAUGUCGACUUACUUCACCAAGGAGAGCAUUACGACGUGCAUGCUGUAGCUGGGUUGUUGAAGCUUUAUCUGAGAGAACUACCUACCAGUGUUCUGACCCGAGAAUUGCAUAUGGAAUUUGUAAACGUUGUUGAUCUUCUUGAUAGACGAGAUCGUAUUAAUGAACUUGGUCGUUUAGUUUCUGCCCUUCCUCUAUCAAACUAUACAUUACUUCGAGCACUGACAGGUCACUUAAUAAGAAUAGUACAAAAUUCCGACAUCAAUAAGAUGACUGUACGAAAUAUUGGGAUAGUAUUUUCCCCCACAUUAGGUAUUCCAGCCGGUGUUUUUAGUCUCUUCAUGGCGGAGUUCGAUUACAUCUUCUUUACCGAUAGUGAUGGUGUUGCUGCACCAAAAACUUUAGAAGCAGCACCAGAAAAUCACGAGUAUCAUCAACCCUCAACAACCGAUUUUUCAUCCCAACCCACCUCAGAUAGCCAGCAGCAAUUGAAAAAUGUCAGUCCGGAUGAAGAUCCAACUUCACCUACUGCUUUGUCACCUAAAAAUGCUUUACGACGACGUGAUAUACGUGAGGAGAUUACAGGCAGAAGCAAUCGAAAUAGCGUUCAUUAUAUGGACAAUGCGCCUGAUGUUGUGGUCGGAUUGGAACGGAAGUUGACAGUAACUAAAUCAAGCCUUCGUAAGAAUGAUCAGAAUGAUGAUUCAUCGGAAGAGGAAGUUAAUGAUCUAGCUCUUCAAGUUGAAGAUGUUGAUUAUGAUGCCGAGAGCGUAUCAUCAGUUUCCAUUGAAGAAUUUGUCCCAUCUUCACCACCUAAUUCUUCAAAUUUCCCAUUACAAUCUCCUCGGACACUAGUACCACCGUCCUUAUUACCACAAAAUUAUCUCGAAAUGUCAGAUGAUACAUCAGAAACACAGCAAAAUUCUGUAGCAGGUUACGCCGAUGAUGUCAAACUAUGA